Molecule: messenger RNA, 5562 nt
Organism: Peronospora matthiolae
Lineage: Eukaryota; Oomycota; Peronosporomycetes; Peronosporales; Peronosporaceae
Source: the annotation of a GenBank genome assembly
AUGCGAAGAAGACGGAGACCACAGGAACUGCUGGCAGUUUUGACGUUGACGGCAGUUCUAAUGGACCGGAUACAGGGACAGGGAAAUGGUGAAGCUUUGACGUCGAUGGCCAAUGCAGUGGCACGGGAUACGACGUUAGCAGAUGACUGCUCGGCUUGCUGCGUGACCGGCACGUCGCCCGCGUCUACUCCAAGUGCGAUCUUAGCUGGAGGAGACCCGGACUUGUCACUGGUCUGUUGCAACGAGCAACAGCCACGAGACCUCUUUGGCACGGCACACGGCGAGUGCAGUGGCUUGCCGUGCUGUGAGUAUAGUGGUCGGAAGGCACAGAACCGCCAGGCGUGGUACCCGUGCGUAGCCUUCCCUACCUGUCAGCGCGAUGCGACGAAACAGCCUUUUUGCACGGGCCAGGACCUCUGGGACUAUACAACGGGGUACAAUUGGACUUGUAUGGAUGAAUGCUGCAAUGGACUAGUGCUGGACUCGAAUGUCUGGCGCGGCAUUGAAAACAAUUUCCCAGGACAAACGAACGCUACAUUCGGUGUCAGUGUGGCACCCACCGACUUUUUAGAUGUGUUUUACCCUACAGGCAUGGACGGACAGAUCUACACGGUACACCAAAUUAUGCUGGCCAGUCCCCCUGGCUUUGCGUUUACAAAUGGAUGCUCGUGUCACUUGGCACGACCACCGAACUCAUCGGCGCAGGCUGAGAGACAGAGCACAACAUGCGAGGUGUCGGCUUUUUUGAACGAAAACCGGACAUACUUGACGGUUGACAUUACAGAAGAAUUUCGGACGAAUGAGACGUUUGUGUUUAUUUUUGAUGGCGUCGUGACGCCAACGGGAAUUUUUGAUACCACCGCAACGAACGUGACGUACUCGACGAACUCGAACCUCACGCCGGUGUUCUUUAUUUUCAAUGACACGGAAAAUACAGUGUUUGACACCUAUGUUCGCGUCACAGACUUGACGAGUGCAACGCUGUCAAGUGGUUCUUUUUACCCGGAAAAUAUCUACCCGGGAAACUCUGGCAACGCUAGUCUCACCUUCUACACGGAAGCCAAUAUCCCGCAGGGCAGCUUCAUUACGAUAAAAUUCGGAUCCAAGUGGGGAUUUACUGCUGAUGCCGUAUGGUACUGGGAGGCUCAUCAUCCAGUGUCAUCGAUUAACAGCGAUUUUCCAGCAUUAGUGGCUCUCAGUAUGGAUCCAGCAGACAGCAGGGUCAAUAACUUUGCGUCAGCGUCGUACUCGUCUUCAGAUAACUCCUGGAUACUGGUCGCGGACGAACCUUUUCCGAUCGGCUGGGUUAGUCUCGGUGUGGAUACAGUGAAAAAUCCGUCUGUAGCUUAUUCAGGGUUGGACGCCAUCACUAUAAACGUCCGCAGUCCCCAAGACCUUUUAAUUAUCGAUGGGACAAUAUCGGCCAUUUCAGUCUACUUGUCAUCGGGUGCUACUGCCAGCCCAUACAACUACGUAACAAUGGUUGUACUCGUGGGAUCCCUCGCAUUUUGCUCGGUGGCGAUUCGGAAGAACGGGCUGUCAUUUUCGCUGGGCUCCAUUUGGACCGAUAUCACUGCUAUCUGUACUGUGCUGGCGUUGGCCACAUCCAUUUUGAACAACUGUAUGUGGUUUUUCAGUCACAGCAGCGCUUACUUCUACAUCAUGCACGUGUAUUUGUGCUUCACGUUUACGAUGCUUACAGCGGUGUGCUUUCACUGGGGAACAGUGCUGAGUUUACGUCUACGAAAAUUGCCGAAGUUCACUACGUCAGUGGCGUUCGUUCUGCUAAACAUGCUCUUUUACGCGCUCCAGAUUUGCUACUUACUCACUUACAAGACAUUGAUUUCGCGUGUGUACGACUCGGAGAACGAUGUCACGACACUCGCAUAUCAACAGUGCAAUGAAGACGCCGACACGCCUGCUACCGUCUUUUCCGAAAUCCAAGGCUAUUUGUGGGCAUGCUACGCUGAAGAUGACCACAGCUUUUUCCUGGCGUCCACUUCAGUCACUUACGGCAUCUUUCUUGUGCUGACGUUUGUAGUCAUGGCAUUGGGUGUGAUGGUCAUGCGUCGCGGCAAGCUGUUGCUUGGUAAUGCAUCGGGUCCACAUGAAGUUGUGCUGAUCAAGGCGUUGCGUCUAUACUAUACGCUUAUAGGUAUCGUCACGCUCGUGUAUCUUCUGUCAUGGAUUGUUCAGAUUAUUUCGCGAACCACGCACGGGAUUGGGUACCCGUGGUUUUACAUCUUUACGGUCUGGUUGCCGUGCUCCAUUCCUCCGUGUUGUCUAAUCUUCUUGCAAUGGAACGCUACCGCACAGUCUCUACGUGACGCCAGCCACGAGAUGCCUAGCGACUGCAGUCCUAUGUCGGAGUCGGCCUACGCGGAGAUCCGAACGCCGAGCUUCACUUUCAGUACGACGGAUCGGUGGACGGAAGCUUCAUUGGAAAAGAUUGAAGAGAUUGUGGCAAGAGGAGAAACUACGGUCGAUGAGUUGUCGAGCACGCUUUUCCAGAAGGAUUCGUCGAUUUCGCCAGCUGGCGACUAUAUCGGUCUCUCCAUGUCGCUGGAAAUGAACGAGGAUUUUCCUCACGGCUGCUUCAUUGCCAUUCAGCGAUUGGAAGAUGAGGAUGGACGAGACAGCACGCCGUCUGCAUGGCGGCAAAUCAGCAAUACUGAUACGGUAAUGGCAAACGUGAAGGAUAUAGCUCCGAGUGUACUGCCCUACCAACAACGAUACGUGUACACGUUCCUGUCAGUGCCACGCAUCCCUGUCGGUGCUUGUGCCGAAAAGAUUCGCAUGGUGGUGUACGCGCUGAAUUCGGCUCCUGUUUCAGUGACCCACGAGCACCAUUCUGAAAUGACAGCUGCUAUGGUGUUGGCUGCUAUUGAGCGCACGCAAAGCACUCGCGGCUACGACGACGAAGACGGUGAUAGCCAAUAUACACUGGACUCGUCGCUGGUCGAGACAGAGGCGUUUAACGGUUUCCAAAGCUCACGGGUUAUCGACGAACUUUUUGAGAUGGAAUCACCGGAAUCUAUCGGGGAUGGCGACUCUGGAAGAAGCAUGUCUGACUUCAACUCGGGGUCUUCACUGGUGCCUAAUAGUCUUAAAGUGGUCGCAGAGUUUACGGUGUCCACGAGCACUUUAGCGACAGCAGGCGUGCGGACGGAGCAAACAGCUCUUACUGCCACAGAGGAUUCUUACAAACACUUUGGUCCAAAUGCAGCACCGCCAAAGCUGUUGGUGAAUACUGUGAUUCCCAAGUCGGCGGGUGCCAAAUACGGCUUCAACGGUGUCGAGGGUGGCCUCCAUGCAGCAGCACCGGCAGUCAGCAAGCAGUAUCACAUUCGUGAACAAGGCUUGUUGGUUGUAGAAGAUCUCACUGAAAGCCGCUUUAGCAACUGGAUACCACGACAGAUUCUGGAGAUUAUUAUUCGGUACCGCACGAAAGAGCUCCUCAUUGCCGAAAACGAUCUUGCGCGUCUUGAAGCGUACGACCGUCUGCGACUGAAAGGAUCAGACCGUGGCAUCUAUGAAAAUUUGAUCCAGCAAAUUCAGGAUGAUGGUGAUUUAAAUCGGUGUCGAGAGUGGAUGCUUCACCGGUGUCACGAGCGUAAGGAAUACGUCGAUCUUCUUCGUCAACUCCGACGCGUGUACGUGCUCCGUGAUCAAAGUAAAAAGUACUUCAAGGCCAGCACAGAGAAGAAGAGUGCACAGCUGCGGUUUCUCCCGAUCAACUUGCAUCUGCAAGAGAUGUGGGUUGGCAAUGCGGACGCAGUGGCACGAACGAGUAUGAGAAGCAACAACCUGUGCGAUACCAAUGCGAAUGCGGCCGUGUACGAUAUCGUGACAGUAGGUGCCAUGGCAGCACACGUGUACAAGUUCAAAAACGGCGGUAUUUUUGGUCUGGAAGAGGCGCAUGCAAAGCUGAAGCCUCGAAUACGAGCACCACAGGGCUCGACUGCUGCUCAUCAGCAACUCCCACUCUGGACAGAAGAUGAGCAGAAAGCUGAUGACAUGGAGUGGGUACUUGGUAAGCGAAUGGAUGUGUGCUUUCCCCAAGCCGUGGCAGCGUUGGUCACUGCGUUCACCCGCAAAAUCGAUUUGGCCUUGCAGCAUGCACGGCCGGAGCAGGGUCAAGCCAUGCUGAAGCAGCUCAGCAAAUUGGGCUUCUUAUUUAAUGUGGAGAGUUUGGUCUCGACGCACGGUAACGAGGCGGGGAUGCUCGAGGAUAUGGCUGGUGCAGUGAAUGAGCUGCGGAACGUUCGUUUCAUCUUGGUGACCGAGCAGGAGGAACUCGGCGAGACGGAUGAGGAGGCCAGUAGUAAUAAGUCACAUCGGUCUGUGUCGUAUCAUCUCGAGGAGGAAUUUAAGCAUAGUCCAUCGUCAUCUGAUCCUUCCGAAGCAAGUGGCAGUUUCCGAAACGACACAAGCGGUGGUGAUGAAGGAAAAGGGGACUUGAAGGGGAAGCAUUGUCCGCCCAUGCAGUUGAAGUCGUCCGAGUCUGUCGCGUCGUCCAGUUCGACAAAUGUGACGGCUUCGACCGGCAUCAGCGGUGUGAUUGACGUGGAUGUCUUUACCAGUAUCGAUGAUGCUCUCUCUGAAACGUGCUCUGCGGACGCAGUGAAUUUCGAGAGUACCGACCGAAGCUCGGCGGCAAGGGACCACGUGGCAUCGUCCCGCUCAUCGUCAUUUAGCGGUGUUGGUCAGCGGCUAUUGAGUACGUUCAUUAAGGCGCGCAACCAUCGACUGCUCGGUGGACCUGGUGGGAAUCGGGUCAACGUGCAGUCGCUCGCUCCAGCAUCCGUCGAUCGACUGUUCCCGUUCACGCAUUUGGUCAUUCGGAUCAAAGUGCGCCUUGGAAAGGGCAAGCUGACGAAAGCGCUUCGUCACGGUCGGCCUAUCAAGGUAUGUCCCGUGUUGUUUACACAAGGGAUCAACGAAAAGCAGACACUGGCCAACAACACGGGAUCGUCCGUGACCCGCCUGCAGGAUGUGAUCAAUGCCAAUAGUCUCAAGUCCCUGCGCAGUUACUGCGACCGCUACUGCAAUUACACCUCUGCACGUCAAGUCCACGCACCACCUCCAAAGCAGGGACGCCAGCGGAAUAAUUCCACUAGUCGUGUUCCCUCGACGCCACAUGGUUUCGGGUCUCCAUCUGCUAUGUCUCGGGACGAAAUCUUCCGCAUCCUGGGCGAGCUGGAGAAGCUCAUUGGUACAGCUGGAAGACAGGCUCGAAAGAAGCGUCCAGAGAUUCUGCAGCUGAGCUCGGACUUGUGUCGCCGCAUCUCGGGUGGACGCGUAACAGUCUGCAAAUCAGCGAAAGACCGAACCGGCAUGUCCGUCACGCUGGAACAGGGACGCAUUCUUGUCCAGAACCACGGUCUUCGCGAGCAGAAGAAGGCGGGCAUUGUCUCCGUCAUGCGUUCCGAGGGCGUGCGGAUAGAGAACGCGCUCAAAAAUACUGGCCGACGUGUGUUUGCCUUUAACGCCUUGCAGCGAUCACUGCUGCCUGAGGAAUACCGAUGUCCGCCGCAGACGAGUGGCCGCAACGUGUCGUAA